CGUUGGCAUCAGCGUGCUGAAUGAAUUCGAAAGCCAGCCCGUCUCAGCGCAUGGUCCCUUCACAUCUUCUUUUUAGUACUGAUCGGAGAACGGUCCAACUUGGGCUUUCUAGUACACAACUAUCUCUACCUUUUAUCCCUAAGCGACCUACCUCAUCAUAACUUUGAGCCUUCAGGACGCUAUCACCCUGAAUUUUGAAAUGCCACAAAUGAAUCAAUUCAUGGCCUCUCUGUACUGGCCGUACUUGGUUGCGAGUGGUGUGGUUCUGGUUUCGACCGUGGCCAUCUACCGGUUGUUCUUCCACCCGCUUGCCGGGUUCCCAGGACCAAAGCUUGCAGCUGUAACGCGAAGCUAUGAAGCAUACUAUGAUGUGGUCUGCAAUGGCCAGUAUACAUUCAAAAUCGCGGAGAUGCACAAAAAAUAUGGGCCUAUCGUCCGUAUCAGUCCAUAUGAGCUUCAUAUCAGCGAUCCCGACUUUUACGACAAGAUAUAUAGCCGUGAAGGAGAGUGGGAUAAAUACGCGUGGGCUUACGAUGCGUUCGGCGCUCCCCUAUCGACUAUUUGCGCUAUUGAUCAUAACAUACACAAACAUCGACGAGCUGCGGUCAAUCCUUUCUUCUCCAAAGCUACCGUAGCCGCUAAGUCGGACAUCAUUUCUCGCCUCGUCGAGCAGCUUUGUACUCGUAUAGACGAGUUCGCUGAUGAGUCUAGCAUGACGAAGCUCAGUCUCAGUGCUGCAAUUAGCGCGCUUACACGGGAUGUUGCUACCGAGUUCAUAUUGGGAAAAAGGUAUAAGAAUCUUGAGGUUCAAGACUUUAACCAAAGUCUAGCAAUCAUACUCCAGAAUUCGGGAAGUCUCUGGCGUAUAACGAAACAUCUGCGCUGGUAUGGUCCGCUUAUGCAAUCAAUACCCAUGUGGUUAGUGGAACGGACAGCCGACCAGGGAGUUCGGAAUUUCUUCGACUUUCUCAAAGAUAUGGUAGGCAUCUGCUCGACAAUAGAUUCGGCGUUAGCGAGUGGAAAGCCAGACCCCGACGACCCCAAAACCAUAAUUCACCAGAUCUUGGACUCUAAUCUUCCUAAAGAAGAAAAGAGUUUCAAGCGUAUUUGCGAUGAUGUCGAAACUAUAACAGGUGCCGCCUUCGAGACAACGGCAAAUAGCAUCCGCAUGACACUUUAUCAUAUAUACAGUGACCCUGAGGUUGUUGAUCGACUCAGGGCUGAACUCAAUUCUGCACGACAAGGCAACCGGGAAUCUAGACUGGGCAUUUCUAGCCUUGAACAGCUGCCUUACCUGACUGCAGUCUUGCUAGAAGGUUUACGAAUUAGCCCAGCGACAGCCACAAGGGCAAACCGAGUAGCAUCUAACCGGGAACUAUCUUUCGGGGGCCGACGUAUCCCUGCAAAGACCCCCGUGGGAAUGACUACGUAUUUGAUGCACCGCGAUCCAAAUAUAUACCCAGACCCCGAAGAAUUCAAACCUCAAAGAUGGUUGGACUUACAAGAGCGCUGGAGACUAGAGAAGUUCUAUGCCCCCUUUUCGAAGGGACCGAGAAACUGUCUUGGGAUGCAUUUAGCGUGGGCAGAACUGUACAUGACAGUCGCUGCAGUUGUAGAGCGUUUUGAUCUCACCUUUGGUAGUUCGGCACUUGACGACCUUAGGUGUACAAGUGAUCAGUUUAUCAUUGGGACCUCUGGUAGGAAUGGACUCCCAGUGGCUGUUCGAAGAGUCAAAGGGUAGUGUACGAGAAAGCUACUAGAUGUCCAAUGAGGACAAGAGGCUACAUUUUAAAGUAAUCACUGAUAAGAUUCUAAGAUGGUUUUUCGUUGUUUCUCGGACGUAGGUGGGACUCACGGCCCCUGCAGUGCGCACGAGGGAUUAAAUUAAGGUAGUAUUAAGUGCUUUAGCUAGCUAGAUUCUAUUUAAAGAACAAUUAAGCAGUAGUUAUAUAAAAUAUCAAGGUAAUAUUAAGUGCUAUAGCUAAUUCAGUUCUAUUGAAGGAGCGAUUAAGGGGUAUAUAGAAUAUAUACGUAAUCUUCGGACCCUAAUUUACC
Messenger RNA from Xylaria bambusicola, 2055 nucleotides. Its product is annotated as cytochrome P450. Bases 200 to 1741 code for a protein of 513 amino acids. The record is from RefSeq and is a predicted model, not a curated record. Lineage: Eukaryota; Fungi; Ascomycota; Sordariomycetes; Xylariales; Xylariaceae. The transcript is spliced from 4 exons. Gene Ontology annotation, molecular function: iron ion binding; monooxygenase activity; oxidoreductase activity, acting on paired donors, with incorporation or reduction of molecular oxygen.